GAAGUCUAAAAGGAAAAGAGAAUAACAGGUAGGUAUUGGCUAUGGACUGAUGUUCACUUCUCAAGAGUCAAGAGAAACAUCGAAGAGGAACAACUCCAAUUCCAAAUUGUUCCAUUUGAAUCUGAACUCUAGAAAACAAACACAUAACCUAAAACCCUAAUUCUCUAUGUAUUUUACAUAGAGAAAAAACCUCAGAAAUGUGCUCUUCUUUAAUUAUCCCAUCUUCUCUUACCUUUUCACCUAAUUCCCAUUUCAUCUACCGUCAAGAUUCCAUUUUUCCCUCACACCCAUUUCUCCUUAGGCCUAAAACUCCUAAAUUUUCACUCUUUGCUUCAGUUUCAGAAAAAACUUCAGAAUUUUCUUGGGGUUUAUCUGAUCCAAAUGCCUUUAACGAGUUCAAUGGUUGGGACUUUGUUGAACCUCCAGUUAUCAAGAAGAAGAAGCAACAAAAAGGUUUGUCAAAAUUUUUGGUUAUUGGCAUGUCAGUGUCUCUUGCUGCUGGACUUGGUGUUGCUUCCUACUUUUCACUAUACCAAAAAGGAUUCAAAUUUCAAUUUACUGGGCCAUUCGGUGGAUUGCAUGAUAAGUUAGUACCUAAUGAGGCUGCUAGUAAGGCAGAAGAUGACGAAACUGCUGCUGAUUUGUUGAUGGAAAGUGCUCAGAUUUCUGAAACAAUCGAGCAGGGUGUUUCUGAUUCCGAUGAUAAAAAUGUUGCUGUGGAGACAAGCCAUGUUACAACUAAAGCAGUAGCUAGAAGAGUACUUGGACGUAUUACAAUUCCCUUUGCUGUAGAUUCUACUCAAGAAGAAGCUCUUUUCGUGCUGAAGAAACUCAAGAUCAUUGAAGAUGAUGUUAAAGCGGAUGAAUUAUGUACAAGGAGGGAAUAUGCAAGAUGGUUAGUUAAUGCAAAUACACAACUGGAAAGAUGGAGAAAGCAUCGGAUAGUUCCAUCAGUUGUGCUUUCUGGGUCUACAGUAACUGCCUUUGAUGAUGUGAGUGUUGAAGACCCUGAUUUUGCCGCCAUUCAGUCUCUUGCUGAAGCUGGUAUUAUUCCUAGCAAACUGUUAGAUCGGGAGUUUGCUUCCACUCCAAAUGUUUCAGAAGAUCAGGGCAUCUGUUUUUUCCCCAAUAGAUUUUUGUCUCGCCAAGAUCUAAUUAGUUGGAAAGUCAAAAUAGAGUAUGAAGUCAUGCCAGGGAUAGACAAAGAGAUAUCAAGGAAGAAUAUAGGUUUUCUGGAUGUGAGGGACAUCAAUUCUGAAGCUUUGGUGGGACUUUUUGUGGAUUUACGGGCUGGUGAACGGAGUAUUCUUCGAAGAGUUUUUGGACAGGCGAAACGAUUCCAGCCUAAUAAACCAUCCACAAAGGCUCAGGCAGCUGUUUCACUGACAAGUGGGAGAAUGGAAGAGUAUAUACAAAGUGAACUGUCAAAACUUGAAGCAGAAAAUUCUUCAAGACUAAUGGCAAUGGAAGAAAUCAAGACUGUGCUUCUUGAUAGAGGAGAAAUACAGAGGAUUUGGGAGAGUAAAAUGGAAGUAGAAAGAAGUCGUGGUUUCGAGGUAGAGUGGGAUUAUCUUGCUUCUGUUAGAGAUUUAGAAGAGGAAAAGAUUGUACAAGAGAAUGCUCAAGCUGAUCUUCUGAAGCAGAAGGCAGCUUUAGACUGUCAGAAGCAGCUACUUUCUAGUCUUAAGGAAGAGGUCGAUGAGAUGUCCGAAAGGCUUGCUUUUGAGAAGUCUAAGCAUGUCGAUGAGCAGAGUAAUUUAAGUGGUACGCUUCAAGAUUUGCAGGUUAAGCAUGAAGCUUUGCUUGAUGCAAAAUCUUUGUUGGAAGCUGAGAUCGAAGCUUUGCGAAAAUUGAGAUCAUGGGUCGAGGAUGAAGCGAGAAGAAGUCAAACCCGUGCUAAAGUUCUCGAGGAGGUUGGACGAAGGUGGAAAUGGGAGGAGCAAUAGGGGUGUCCUAUAAAUGAAAUAAUCCAGCUGCUUUAAUAUACACUUUGUCAAUGUCAUGGUCAUUUUUCCUCUUAAAUAUUUCCUUGGCAGCAGCUUGUAAACUAUUAAGAGUUGUUCUCUUCUCUGCCUCUCAAUUAAUAUUUUUGGAUGGGAAUCGUAGAUCUUGUGUAAUCUGUCACUAACAGAAAGAAAUUUCAAGGAAUUGAAGAGUAAACUUUUGUUGUGUAUUCGUGGAUACAUCCAAGAUGUAAACAUUUUGAGCCUCCUCGGAGUAGUAGUUAAAGCUAUGACAUAAAAAAGUUAGUGUUUA
This is a messenger RNA of Nicotiana tabacum (common tobacco), 2256 nucleotides long. RefSeq lists its product as uncharacterized. The record is from RefSeq and is a predicted model, not a curated record. Lineage: Eukaryota; Viridiplantae; Streptophyta; Magnoliopsida; Solanales; Solanaceae.